AUGACACUUUUGAAUACUGUUCGAACUUUGUUAGGGGAUAGAUUUAAAAGUAUCGUUGCUCGCAAAAUGUCAAACAGUAAAUGUGGCAAUAUAACUCUACAAUUGGCUGCCAUCAAAAAGGCGCUGCAUGAGAAUGAAUACGAAAAACAUUGUCGGAAAUGCGAUUGGCCUAUGCUUCGCAUCAACAUAGAUAUUGUUAAACUGGAAAAGUGUGUUUACAAUGGUCAAACUUAUGAAAUGAUGUUGUUUGUAACCGAUGUGCAUUCAAAGUUCGUGUUUGCGAAAGCACUUCCUUCAGGAUUUAGCAUGAUGCUACUUGUGGAAUAUCUUUCGGAUAUUUUCAGCAGCUUCUCGCCACCCAAAUUUUUCAUGUCAUCCAAUAACUUGGCCAAACUUGCAAUGACAUUUAUUGAGGAUUUAUACAAAAUUGAAAUUUUUCAUCUUGAAGGAAAGGAAUCCUCAGCUAACGAAUUUUGUGUACAGUUGUACAAACGCGCCGCAGAAAACGGUUUGAUGAGUCAAUGGGUAGAUGUUUUACCUUCUGUGGUCUUUAAUUUCAAUCAAAGAUUUCUUGUUAACAAAUUAAAAACACCUUAUCAACUUAUGUUCAAUCGAAGACCGGCAGUCGAAAACACUGGCAGAAAUGGAUAA
Molecule: messenger RNA, 651 nt
Organism: Acanthocheilonema viteae
Lineage: Eukaryota; Metazoa; Nematoda; Chromadorea; Rhabditida; Onchocercidae
Source: the annotation of a GenBank genome assembly